GGACCUUUAAAGUCACCCCGGCACAGUUUUACCAACUGUACAUGGUGCAUGCCACAGUCAAUGGCGUGGUAGUGCCAAUGGUUUACGGCUUGCUGCCCAACAAAUCUGAAGCUACCUACAGAAGGUAUUCAAGAGCUCUGAUAAACGCAUAAAACGAAACGCUCAGUGGCCCUGUUAUUAGAUAUGUGUUCAAGCGCUUCAAAAUAUGUUCGCUCUUUUAAGGUUUUUCGACGUCUAGCUGAUCCACAUGGGGCCCAACUGCCUUGAGGUGGCUUACACGGACUUCAAGAUAGCGGCCAUCAACGCGAUAGAAGUCUUGAUUGCCGGCGUUAGGAUACAGGGAUGCUUUUUUCACUUAUCCCAGUCGGUGUACAGGAAGGUGUGCUCCAGUGGUCACCAGAGUCGCUAUAAAAUUCAGAUGAAGAGUUUGCUGUUCUAGUAUGCGGAAUUCUAUUUAUAUGCCUUAUUGUUGUCUUCAGUUAAGCCAGUUGGUACCUUUAUCUCUUGCGGAUUUUCAGACGAGAACGCUUCUAGCAUUGGCCUUGUUGCUAAUCGCCGACAUUCCCGAGGCCUUCCAGAACCUUCUCGAGGUUUUCCCCACCGAUGCCUCACUCGUGGCGGCCUACUUCGAGAGAAGUAGGCCGCCACGAAACGGCUUGUCAUCGGCCACCUUCCCUCCUCUGGUUUGGUCAGUCAGAGAAUCAACACUAGCGGAAAUACCAAGGACGAAGAACAGCGUCGAAGCAUGGCACCGGGGACUGCAGAGCAACGUGGCCUGCAGUUCUCCCAAUAUCUGGGCGUUCCUGGGCUGCAUGAAGACAGAGAUGAAGCUGGCUCAAGCAGAGGGAGGCACGACAUCUUCGAGGGUAUCGAAGAAGCACGCCGACUGCAACCGGCGUCUUCGGAUCAUUGUGAGCCGCUACGAUGGUAGCAAUCGUCUUGAAACCUUGAGGGCGGCAGCUCGGAACAUCGCUUUUUAAUUCGUUUUUAUU
Messenger RNA from Ixodes scapularis (black-legged tick), 992 nucleotides. RefSeq lists its product as uncharacterized. The transcript is spliced from 2 exons. Lineage: Eukaryota; Metazoa; Arthropoda; Arachnida; Ixodida; Ixodidae. The record is from RefSeq and is a predicted model, not a curated record. Bases 441 to 980 code for a protein of 179 amino acids.